Trametes versicolor FP-101664 SS1 is the source of this 1389-nucleotide messenger RNA. RefSeq lists its product as uncharacterized. The transcript has 6 exons. Lineage: Eukaryota; Fungi; Basidiomycota; Agaricomycetes; Polyporales; Polyporaceae. The record is from RefSeq and is a predicted model, not a curated record. Bases 56 to 1276 code for a protein of 406 amino acids.
CAGCCUCUGCGAUAAUCCAUAUCUACGUCUCGACUUACUAGUACUUGUCAUCCGAAUGCCUGCGGGACAUCAAGCUCUCAUUCGUCUGGGGGGCAAACCGGCUGUCGGUCUCUUCGUGUUCACCUUGCUCGCGUUCGUCGCGGAGACACAACUCUCGCAGUAUGUGCAAGCAGAUCUGGGAUUCCGACAACCGUUCCUCAUUUUCUAUAUCGUUCACUCGUCUUUCGCGUUAUUAUUCCCCCUUCACCUCUUCUAUCUCUGUGUAUUCUCUCAGUACUCCCUGGAUUCGCUCUGGAUAAGCGUGCUUGAUGCCGUACGAAGACAUCUCGCCCCGCGGGCAGCAUCUAGCACUGCUGCUAAACCUGCCUUUCCGACGGGGAGAUUUUACCGCCUUCUAGCUUACCUGACAACUGGUUUGACCCUGCCUGGCCUCAUGUGGUUCAUUGCUGUCACUUUAGCACCUGUUACCGACGUCACUGCGCUAUGGAACACAAAUGCAUUCUUCGCAUAUGUUCUCACCGUCCUCAUAACUCGCAGUAAAUGGGAGCCGCGCCGUCUGGCCGCCGUUCUUAUCGCUACCGGUGGCGUACUGGCGGUCGUAUACGGAGGCACCACCGUCGAAGCGGGCACCUCUGACAUUGGCGCAGAGCAAUCAGCGGAAGCAGAACCGCGAAGGCAUCGUGCCGCUCCUCUCGUGGGCGACCUGUUAACUCUGGCAGCAUCUAUCAUAUACGCGGCCUACCAGGUUCUCUACAAGAUCUACGCCGCGCUCCCAGACGACCCAGAAGUGCAGGCCGACCUAUAUACACCGAUACCAGAGGCAGACUCGCCAGGUGAAGAUGAGGAGGUUCCACUCGAAGCCCCACUUCUGGUCGCCGACGACAUCAUUCAUCCCCUCCCCUUUGGCUUAUAUCCGAACUUCCUCACCUCAGCCAUCGGCGUCUGCACCAUGCUGGUCUUGUGGAUACCCAUCCCGAUCAUUCACGCCCUCGACAUUGAGCCCUUCGAGAUGCCGCGGACGGGGGCCACGUAUGGCGUUAUCGCUGGUAUUGCGUUGACUGGGGCAAUCUUCAAUGCAGGCUUCAUGGUUCUGCUCGGGGUCUGGGGCCCCAUCGUCACGUCGGUCGGGAGCCUUCUCACCAUCGUGCUCGUGUUCGUGUCCGACGCGAUCUUUGGCGGGGCGGUCGAAGCUGUCACGAUCUGGAGUGUCCUCGGAUGCGGGUCGAUUGUCGCGGCGUUCGCCAUCCUGGCGUAUGAUCUGGCAAAGAGGAGGUAGCGCAUGGACGAGUGAUUGAGAGCUAGCGCAUCGUAGAACAUACAUCUUGAACGCGCGUAUACUAGAGGACUUCGUGAUGCCAGGAGUGUAUACAUCAAGAACUAGAUCUGUUU